CCGCCGCCGGAAGAAGGAGCCAUGGCGACCACCGCCAGCGCCGACGCCUCCCCGGCCGCACAGGCGAAGCGCCGCGGCCGCCCCCCCAAGGCCCCGCUGGCGGCCGAGGCGGCGGAGGUCGAGGCGCCGAGGACCCCGUCGCCCGUGUCCCCGCUGACGGCCGCGGCGGAGGGCUACGAGCGGGAGCGGGAGGCGAGGAUCAAGGAGAACAUGGAGCGGAUGCAGAAGCUCGGCCUCGUCGACCUCGCCACCCGCUUCAACCAGUCCGCCACCCCCGCCGGCACCGGCACCGGUCGCGGCCGCUGGCGUCGGAGGCCGGAGACGCCGGGCUCCCCCGACGCCGCCGCUCCCAGGAUCAGGACCGCCUCCCCGAUGCCGGCACGCCGGUCUCUCAGGUUGAAGAGCGUGGAGCCAGUUAGAUAUGUUGAAAUUUGUGAAAAGAGGGAGAAGGGUCUUGAUGGUGGAAGGCAUUUCUCUAUUGAGGAAGGGUGCAAGGAAGAAGUUUACACUGAAGAGCAUGAGAAGCUUUUAGGUACAUGUGCCACACCCUGGACUCUCUUUGUGGACGGUUAUGGCAAGGAUGGGAAGCGCAUCUAUGAUCAAGUGAGGGGCCAAACCUGUCAUCAGUGCCGCCAGAAAACUCUGGGUCAUCAUACAAGAUGCUGUAAUUGCCAGAUUGUCCAAGGGCAGUUCUGUGGAGAUUGUUUGUACAUGAGGUAUGGUGAGAAUGUGCUGGAAGCUAAGAGCAAUCCUAAUUGGACAUGUCCAGUUUGCCGUGGCAUUUGCAAUUGCAGCAUCUGCAGAACUAAGAGAGGAUGGUUCCCUACUGGUAAUGCGUACCGGAAGGUUGUCAGGCUUGGGUACAAAUCUGUGGCACACUAUCUCAUUGCAACAAAUCGGGCAGGAGCAAACUCAGGGGAUUCAAGCUCAGCUGACUCCUCAAACGAGCUGCCAUCUGCUGAUGAGGUCUCUGAGCACGCACCAGUUGCCAAGCAGGAUGCUGAUCUGAGCAGCAACACGAUGAAUGAUGCUGGUGAAGUUGAGCAGAAGGAAGGAAGAAACAUGAAGAAGAAGGCAGCAGCUGUCAAGGAUGAAGCCAAGGCCCCGAGGAAGAAGAUCACUGCUGAUGUGGUCUGCAAGGAUGAUGGCAGGAGCGAGUCGGGGGUGACAUUUGAUAACCUGGAAUGUCACCAGGAUGUCGGCUGCGUCACUCCAUCUAAGCCGGAGUCGAAGAAGAAGAGGAAGUGGGUCGAAGCAAGAAGCCCUGACUGCGUCGCGAGCAGGCUGCGCUCCCGGUCUGCUCCCAAGUCAUGAGCACUUGGAUCAUAUGAGGGCUGGCGACUCCUUUUGCGCAGGCGUAUCUGUCGCUGGCAUGGUUCUCUGGUUGGUGGUGUGUUUUGGUUCGUUGGUCGUCGUUUAGUUGCUGUAGGUAAUUGCGGGAAGCAAUGAUGGACGUGCCUGGUCUGGUGUGGUGUGGACUUGCUAUACCAUUUUGUUGUGACCUUGACGCUCUGGUUUAUCGUGUUGGCCUAUCAACCUAGUGUUUCCGUUCAUGCGUGUUGUGAUUAGCUAUUUAUGUUGUGUUCAUCGUGUGUCCUGUGUAAUUUGAUUUUUUAUAUAUCUCUUAAAAUGUGUCUAGCAGUCAGCUUUAAAGAUC
Messenger RNA from Triticum dicoccoides, 1657 nucleotides. RefSeq names its product cell division cycle-associated protein 7-like. Bases 22 to 1314 code for a protein of 430 amino acids. Gene Ontology annotation, biological process: regulation of DNA-templated transcription. Lineage: Eukaryota; Viridiplantae; Streptophyta; Magnoliopsida; Poales; Poaceae. The transcript has 5 exons. The record is from RefSeq and is a predicted model, not a curated record. Gene Ontology annotation, cellular component: nucleus.